This is a messenger RNA of Cyprinus carpio (common carp), 1273 nucleotides long. RefSeq names its product CDGSH iron-sulfur domain-containing protein 1-like. The record is from RefSeq and is a predicted model, not a curated record. Gene Ontology annotation, biological process: regulation of autophagy. Gene Ontology annotation, cellular component: mitochondrial outer membrane; intracellular membrane-bounded organelle. Lineage: Eukaryota; Metazoa; Chordata; Actinopteri; Cypriniformes; Cyprinidae. Gene Ontology annotation, molecular function: 2 iron, 2 sulfur cluster binding.
ACUCGCAUUCUGCGUAAAUACAGCGCACAGUUAAUCAGUUUGAACUCUCCAUUUGGACUUGAGGACGAUUGAAGAUCUUUAAAUUAUGAGCAAAAAAUAAUCAUAAUAAUAAAAACAAUAACGAUUAAACAUGAGCGCGUGCAACUCCAUCCAUAAAGCUGAGAUCAUCACUGCAGUGUCUGUGACAUUUGGAGCUGCAGCAGUGGGAAUACUCAUCUACAAGACAUUUUUCAGCAAAGGCAAAUGUGUUAAGCCAAAGGUCAACCUUGAUCUGCAGAAAGACAACCCCAAAGUGGUGCAUGCGUUCGACAUUGAGGACCUGGGUGACAAAGCCGUGUACUGUAGGUGCUGGAGAUCCAAAAAGUUUCCAUACUGUGAUGGUGCACAUGCUAAACACAAUCAGGAAACGGGAGACAACGUUGGUCCUCUGAUCAUAAAACGCAAGGAGGCCUGAGUCUUUUUCACUGUUCAUGACAGUCUGUUCUCAGCGAUAGAGAUCAGUGUGUCUUCGCUUUACAUGUGUAGUCAGGGCUGAUGGGAUUAAACGUGUGAUUAUAUUAUCCUGUGUAUGUGUGCUUGAUCAUGUACUGUAUGCUUGACAGGUUCCAGUGAUCUGCUCUCAGACCAGUGCUCGCUCUCUCUCUCUCUCUCUCUCUCUCUCUCUCUCUCUCUCUAUCUAUCUAUCUAUCUAUCUAUCUGGGUGGAUGUUAAGCAAUACAUAUCGGUUUUCAAUUUUAUUUUUAAUCUUCUUAGACUUUACGGGAUAUGUUCUGGUAUAACCAAACUCUCCUAAAUAUGUUUCUGUGCUUAAACACUGGUCAUAUUAUUGUAGAUGCACUAGAGACAAAAACUUGAAUUGAAAAAACACAUUAGUCUGAGUUUGAACUGAAUCUUGUUUGUUUUAGGCGAUAAAUAUGAAUGUGAAAUGAGGAAGAAACCAAAUGGCCAUCUUCUCAUGUUUUGGUUCCAUGUAUUAAACCUCACAUGUGACCUUACUGACAUUAAAUAUAUUUAAAGUGGCAUUCUCCUAUAUCUGUAUAUUUUGAAUCAUAGUCACAGAAUCUGACAGGUACUGUUUUGUCAUUUAAAAUCUAAUUUGGAGGAUUUUGCCUAGUGUCAUUCAGAUGUGAGUAUCUGUUUAUAUAACAACAAAAUGUUACAUAGAGCAAAAUCAUGUUUUGAUGACCUUGUCUUUUCUGUGAAAUGAUUGUAUUUUCUCUCUCAGAAAAGUACACUGUACACGUUUGAUGUUAAAUAAACAGUUUCAAACUGA